Messenger RNA from Phascolarctos cinereus (koala), 918 nucleotides. RefSeq names its product olfactory receptor 5AR1-like. Gene Ontology annotation, cellular component: membrane. Lineage: Eukaryota; Metazoa; Chordata; Mammalia; Diprotodontia; Phascolarctidae. The record is from RefSeq and is a predicted model, not a curated record. Gene Ontology annotation, molecular function: olfactory receptor activity; G protein-coupled receptor activity. Gene Ontology annotation, biological process: G protein-coupled receptor signaling pathway.
AUGAAGAAAGGGAACCAAACAUCCCCAGUGGAAUUUGUCUUCUUUGGAAUCAUAGAGGACACUACUUGGCAGGGCACCCUUUUUGGUGUGUUCCUUGUUAUUUAUUCAAUUACUGUGGCGGGGAACCUGGGUUUGAUCACCCUGAUUCGGAUCAACCCCUGCCUCCACACUCCCAUGUACUUCUUCCUCACCAACCUGUCUUUCCUUGACUUCUGCUACUCCUCUGUCACAGUCCCAAAGAUGCACAAGGUCAUUGGCUUCCCAGCAUGUGUGGCCCAAAUGAGCCUCUUCAUCAUGUUUGCCUCAGCUGAGUGCUACCUCUUGGCCUCCAUGGCAUAUGACCGUUACGUUGCCAUCUGCAGUCCCUUGCUCUAUUCUGUGACUGUGUCCCUGAAGAUCUAUGUCCUUUUAGUGAUUGCGUGCUAUGUGGCUGGGGUGGUCAACUCAGUGACCUUGACCACCUCGACUUUCCUUCUUGACUUCUGCAACUCCAACAUCAUAAAUAGCUUCUUCUGUGACAUUCCCCCACUGUUAGCCUUGUCUUGCUCUGACACCCAUGUCUGUGAGCUCUUAGUCUUUGCCUUUGGAGGUUUCAUCCAGAUGAGUUCCUUGUGCAUUAUCGUGGUCUCCUACAUGUUUAUCAUCAUUGCCAUCCUGAGAAUCCAAUCAACUGAGGGCAAGCGCAAAGCCUUCUCCACUUGUGCCUCCCACCUGACUGCUGUAAGUCUCUUCUAUGGGACCAUUAUCUUCAUGUACUUACGGCCCACAUCUAGUUACUCUCUGAAUCAGGACCGUGUGGUCUCUGUCCUCUAUACUGUGAUUAUCCCCAUGUUGAACCCCAUUAUCUAUAGUCUGAGGAACAAGGAGGUAAAGGAUACCCUGCAUAAAGUCUCAUGUUCACUCUUGACUCAGCACUAG